AUGUCGGGCGUAAUGUAUGGAUCGUACGAAAAUGCUCGGAUGGCGUCUGCUUCAACCCUGGAGACGCCGGAAGAAUCCGAAGCGGUGAAAGAAUUCCGCCUCGUGGAAAACCUCUUGCGAGAAUCGUACAGUCUUGAUGGAAAAACACUUCUUGAGCAAGAAGAUAUUGUUACGGAAGCGACAGCGGAACAAUUGGAAGGAAUCGCUCGUUUGCCCAUUUUAAUCGAAAAAUACCCCCAUCCAAAUUUGGCCGAACAGUGUAUGGUGGCCAUCGCGAAUAUCUUUCUGAAAAGUAAGGACGUCCAGCGACAAUGCAUUGCGUCAACGAUGCGACGAAUAAAAUUCCGAGAGUUUCCAUCGUUGGACAUUUUCUUGAGCAUCAUUAUGAAUGUCCAGCAUCAAAACGACUUUCGUGCUAGAGCUGCCUUGAUUAACACGAUCGGAGCUAUUGCUGAACAUCUUGGAGGAAACAGAACAGUUGGCCAUUUGAUUAGACGAUCGCUAGAUUCUCAAGAUGAAGGAGAAAGAGACGCUGCUAUUUGGUCCGCUCAGCAAUUAAUCAAAUAUGACAGCGAGUUCGCAUCUUCGACGAUCGGCCAUAUUGUGGACAUGCUCAAUGAUCCUUCUCUGCCAUCAGAUAGCUUCAGAAAACUCGUCAAGAUCCUUGGAGCAAGCCACGCCGCGGCCUCAGAUCAUGCGAUCAAUUGCUUGACUCGCCAACUGAAGAACGUUAAUACUAGCUCAGUGAUCGGAGGAAUCGGCUGCGAACUCGCCAGUGAGUGCGCUUUACAAUUGGUAAAAUUGUCAGUUCGGAUUCCUCAUCUGGCAGAAAUCACUAGUGAGUUCUUAACACAAUCAGGACUGAAUGACCCGAGGCCGAAGCUGCGUAAGAAGUGUCUCCUUCUUUUGGAAAGACUUGCAUCGAGAGAGGCCUUGUCCACAAAAGCGACCGACCAGUUGCUCGAGUUUCUUGAUGAAAACAUUGAAUCGAACAAGUGGGAGCUGGAAUAUCUCGUCAAAGUGAUAGAGAUUGUUUCCGCCAAAGAAAAUAUAGAAAUCACGGAUGAAUUCUGCACGAAAAUAUACGAGCUGUUUCUGAGAGCGCAGUGUUUUACAAUAAAGAUACAUCUAUGCAAUAUCAUGAGUUCAAUUCUACUAUCCAACAGUGGCAACGCGAUCUUUAAUGUCGACGAUGUUUUCUCUUUCAUUCACGAGUUGACCGAAAAUGAAGGCAUUUUUGGCAAUCCAGCGAUCACGACAGCAAUCGCAAAACUUCUUCAAACCGAUGGUGACAAAGAUGGAAUUGUUCCGAUUGUAGAAGAUCUUAUUGACAGAAUUAAUGGAAAUGGCAAGCAUCAGUUUUCUUGCUUGAAGCUUCUUAGAGUUAUUGGUUGGAGAACGCCAGUGAAUUUUUCCGAUCUAAGCGCGCAAAAUCAUCUACCUGAAGCGGCAAAGGUCAUCUAUAACAACUUGAUCCUGAUGGGAUUGACUCCGGAGCAAGAAAAAUGUUUGAUAAGAGAAUACCCGUCUCAAAACUACAGUUUUGAUCUUUACCGACUCAUCAGAUCAUGCUUUCGAUACAGGAGAUUCUUUUUUGCAAAUCAUUUGUCGAAAAUGAUCUUGGAGAAGUCUCGUGGAAAAGUUCGAAUAAUGUACAAAGCUCACUUUGGUCAUCUGGUGAAGAUUUCAGAAUUUGAAAUGAAUCUCUUCAAUUCAUUCCGAACAUGCGCAGAUAUGGACAACUUUUUGGAGAUUCUUGAGGAAGGCAUGGCCAAGCUAACGAAGCUGGUGAUUCAAGUGAGACCAGCGGCCAAAGUCUGGCUGGAAGCUCGAUGUCUUCUUUUACAAGCAGCCGUUUGCUUUAUUCAGGACACGUCUGAUGCGCCAAUGUCAUAUUUGGAUUCUGACUUCGAGGAGUGCUCUAGCGAUAUUCUUGGACUAUUAGGUUCAGAAAGAGGCAUUGACAAGAGCAGUCGAAGGUCUUAUGAAAUGAUGCAAAAGAUUCUAGACGUAAUGCGAAAAAUUGUCAAUCAUGAAGCAGAGAACUUGAUUGUCACCCCAGAGAUCGAAGUAGAUAUUUUUGGACACGAGCUGAAAAAGCAAAUUCAGGACAGUUUUGCAGAAUGCAAGAGCCAUUUGAAGGAGAAAAGGAGGAUUCCUGCGAUCAUUUCUUUGCUACGAAUUCAACUUGGUUAUCCAAAGGUUUUCUUUAUUUCGCCGAAGGUCGAAGAGGUCAAGAUGGAGCUGACGCCGAUUGUUGAGAAGCAAUAUUCAAAGGGAACAAGCUUGGUGUUCACUUGUGACGGAGCGCUACCUGCUGGGGUUAAAAAUAUCAAGAUUAUUUAUUCAUUGAAGCCUCCUUUCAACGACGGAAAACCAGGAGAGUAUAAAUCGUUCGAGGAAGAUGCUGUUGUGAGGCGAAACUUCUUUACGUCCAACUUUGCCGUCAAUUUUCAAGAGAUUGGUGUCUACAAACUUAAAGUUGAGUAUCAUCUAAUCGACGACGAUAACAUCCAAUGGGCAAAGAAAUUCUUCAAAGAGAUCGUACUCAACUCCCAAGAUCCUCUCCGAGCACAGAAACCAGCCGCUCAAACCAGUCAAUAG
Molecule: messenger RNA, 2604 nt
Organism: Oikopleura dioica
Lineage: Eukaryota; Metazoa; Chordata; Appendicularia; Copelata; Oikopleuridae
Source: the annotation of a GenBank genome assembly